GCUAAAACUGGACGUCAACGUUCGGACUGCCAGGCCAACAUGGAAGUGAAGGAGAUGCUCAAUCUGGCCCGGGUGCCAUCCAUUCUCAUGCUUGGCUUGAUUUAUGUGGCCUACGUGCUGAUUGGUGGCGUGAUUUUCUGGAAGCUGGAAGGAGAUCUUGGAAGGAAGGAUCUCUCCCAGUUGCUCCUCAACAAACAGAGGCUGCUAAUGACGUACAGCUGCCUGAACCAAGAAGGUCUGGAGGAAGUGGCUCAGGUUGUUCAAGUGGCAACAAAAGCUGGUCUGAGUUUGAAAGGCAACCAAACCACAGACGGCUUCUGGAAAUUCACCAGCUCGGCUGUGUUUGCUGCCACUGUGGUCACAACUAUAGGUUAUGGAAACAUGAGCCCCAGCACAACAGUUGGUCAGAUCUUUUGUGUCUUCUUUGCACUCUUUGGGAUUCCUCUCAACGUAGUCGUGCUCAACAGAGUGGGCAAGUACAUGCUCGCAUUGGAGAGAAAUGUCUCAGACUACCUGGAAGGCAAAUCUGGACGAAAGGGGUGCACCCGGUUUUUUGUCCACCUGUUUUGCUACAUCUGUGGCACCGUCCUGUUCUUCAUCAUGCCCAUGCUUGUGUUCCAGCAGCAAGAGGGCUGGACCUACUCUCAGGCCAUCUACUACUGCUUCAUCACCCUCAGCACCAUUGGUUUUGGGGAUUUCGUAGCAGAUAGUAAUCCAGACAAAGACUACCCUGACUGGUACAGCGUCCUCAUGGCCUCGUGGAUCUUUUUUGGCCUGGCCUGGCUCGCUCUGCUCAUCAACCACUCCAUUGACAUCCUGGAGCGGCUUAACGCCCUCCUCAAAAAAGGUUGCUGUGGUGAGAAGACUGAGGAUGAGUCUGAGAGCACAGACAACGACAACCCUGACACUCAAAUGGAGGAUGACGACGAGAUCAAGAAACCUCCAAUAACUCAGUAAUCCACAACAACAAGGUGAAGGUUUCAGUGAGUCAAUUACACGACCAUUAGCUCUGUAUUUAGGAUAUGGGAACUGGUGACAGGCCGUGAGUACAUGUGCUAUCAGGCUGUAAAUACUGUAAUUCUUCAUAAUCGCCACUUCAUUAGCAUGUGACUGAUCAAAGGUUGUAAAGUUGUGAUAAGUGGCCAGUGAGCCGAAUAAGAAAGCGACAUGUCUCAUUAUGUUCCACGGAGGAGAUACAGUUUGUGUUUGUAGUUUGCGUAGAACGUGUCACUUUUACAAAUUUCCAGAGAUGCAGCAAAUAGUCAUACAUGAAUCUGUGUAAAAAUAGUAACCAUGUUUCAUUUAGAAGUAAUCGUCUUAUUUUGUUAUUUCCUUAAAUACUUAAGGGAACCACUUUUACUGGUUUUAUCAGCAGGAAAAUAGCUACAUGAAUGCAGCGCCAGGCAGGACGAAGAAACUGCAGUCAGUAGCAGUUCUUGUACACAUUCUGUUGUGUAAAUACUGCAAUUAGUUAUUCCCUUCUUUGCUCUCACAGGGAUGAGAGAAGAGAUCUUCAAUAGAUUCUUCCUAUUCUUAAGAAAAGGAAGAAUCUAAUUCUAUUUUUUUAUAGUUUCCAUGAAUCCAAACAUUUUUUGUUUUUGUUUUUUCAC
This is a messenger RNA of Poecilia reticulata (guppy), 1610 nucleotides long. RefSeq names its product potassium channel subfamily K member 17-like. The record is from RefSeq and is a predicted model, not a curated record. Gene Ontology annotation, cellular component: plasma membrane. Gene Ontology annotation, biological process: stabilization of membrane potential; potassium ion transmembrane transport. Gene Ontology annotation, molecular function: potassium ion leak channel activity; outward rectifier potassium channel activity. NCBI's taxonomy places the organism in Eukaryota, Metazoa, Chordata, Actinopteri, Cyprinodontiformes, Poeciliidae.